AAAAUAGUUAAACUUUUUGAAAACAAAAAUAGUUAGAAAUCUCGGUUGGUUAAGUCCGUCCAUUUCGUAACCGUAAAGUGCCACUUUGUUUAAAUUGGGGUGUAGUCAUUUCUUCACGUGUUUGAGGGCAGCACUGAGGCAGUUGUUCACGAGAUUUAAAGUUUCUCCUCAGUGCCUCAUUACUUCCUUCUCAUUUGAAUUUGUGUGUCAGAAGCGAUUCCUUCCUUACUGUCAACAGUUUUAUCAAUACUAUGGAAGGUAUUGAUAUUGUAGCUGAAAAUAUAAUUAAAAUAGAACAGGUUAAAGAAGAACCUGUUGAUAUUGAAGAACCAAUUUCAAUAAGAGAAAAUGAUCCCAAUCAGGUGUGGUGUUCAGUGAAGUCUGAAAAUACUGAAGAAGAUCCUCUUGCACCGUGCUGUGGAAGUUCUACUUCAAAGUCACCGGAAGAUAUGUGUUCCUCAGCGGAAAAUAUAAUUAAAAUAGAGCAGGUUAAAGAAGAACCAGUUGACAUUGAAAAACACAAUUCUGUAGAAGAUGAUCACAGUCAUGAAUGGUGUUCAGUAAAGGCAGAAAAUAUUGUAGAAGAUCUUCUUGCGCCGUACUGUGAAAGUUCUACUUCAAAAAAUCACGAAGAUCUGUUAUGUUCUUCAGAUUUUGAACUGAAUUCGUUUGACUGUACCGUCUGCAAGAUGACCGUCACCCAAAGAAAGAAAAUAUUUAGGCACCCGCGUAUCGAAGUUAAUGAGCAACAUUUCCGAUGCUCUGACUGUGAGAUGCGAUUCUGCGGAAAGUCCGUCGUGAAACCAGAUACGCACAUCCACAGUGGGGAGAGACCUUUUGAAUGUGCUGUAUGGAAGAAGAGAUUUACUCUAAAGGGGAACUUGCGUAGGCAUAUGCGCGUCCACGAUUGUGAAAAACAUUUUCAAUGUUCAAUUUGUGAGAAGAGAUUUACCACAAACAGAAACUUACUACGACACAUGGUUGUCCAUAGUGGCGAACAACGUUUCCAUUGCAGUGUCUGUGAGAAGAGAUUCUACGUAAAAGAACACUUACAACAGCAUAUGCGCAUGCAUACUGGGGACAAACCUUUUCAAUGCACUGUGUGUGAAAAGAGCUUCAGUCAAAAAGGAAACUUACUUAGGCACAUGGACAUCCACGCUGGUCAGAAACGUUUUCAGUGUUCCACCUGCGAGAAAAGAUAUUCAUCAAUGGAGUACUUCCGAGCGCACAAGCGCCUUCACACUGGUGAGAUACGUUUUGAAUGCCCAACCUGUAAGAAAUACUUCACUCAAAAGGAACACAUGAAUGAACACAUGCGCAUUCACACUGGCGACAAACCUUUUCAGUGUUCAAUCUGUGAGAAAAGAUUCAUUGUAAAGAGCGCAUUAUUACGGCACAUAGGCAUCCACACUAGUGAGAAACCUUUUGAAUGCCCAACCUGCAAGAAGUCCUUCACUCAAAACGUGCACAUGAAGGAACACAUGCGUAUUCACACUGGAGAGAAACCUUAUGAGUGUUCCAUCUGUCUGAAGAGAUUCUGUGGGAAGAGCACAUUGUUACGACACAUGGUCAUUCACACUAGUGAGAAAUCUUUCGAAUGCGCAAUUUGAAAAAAAGUCCUUCACUCAAAAAGGGCAUAUGAAUGAACACAGGUGAUAAACCUUAUGUGUUCCAUCUGUGAGAUGCGAUUCACCAGAAUAGAGAUUUAGUACGACACACGGGCAUCUACACUAUUAACGAUUAGAAGGUACAAUCUUCAAGAAUGGCUUUUUUGUUUCGAAAAAACGGUGCAUUAAUGAACUUAGAAACAACCACUCAUACACACGUUCGUAAAUGUGAACGUUCCAUUGGCGAUAAGAGGUUUUCCACCAAGCAAAACUUAUUACGACUCAUUGGCAUCCACUUAUGUGAGGAACCUUAUGAAUUCACCGUUUGCUAGAAUUGCUUAAAUAGAAUGGGUUGUGAGCCGUUUCUGGAGUGCUAGUGACAUCUUCCUGGCGGCUCAUUGAAAAACGAAAGAAGUGUAUUAAAAAGUCGAAACUAAAAUU
Messenger RNA from Gryllus bimaculatus (two-spotted cricket), 2048 nucleotides. The record is from the annotation of a GenBank genome assembly. Lineage: Eukaryota; Metazoa; Arthropoda; Insecta; Orthoptera; Gryllidae.